Molecule: messenger RNA, 609 nt
Organism: Dromiciops gliroides (monito del monte)
Lineage: Eukaryota; Metazoa; Chordata; Mammalia; Microbiotheria; Microbiotheriidae
Gene: CIB3
Product: calcium and integrin binding family member 3
Exons: 6
Coding region: 1-540 (179 amino acids)
Molecular function (GO): calcium ion binding
Source: RefSeq, a predicted model, not a curated record
AUGGUGAAGACCCAUAAAUCUGCAGUCCUGCAGUUCCUAGUUAUUACCAGCAGGAGCUCCAGGCUAUUUUAUCGUUUUCAGGAUCUGGCUCCUCAGCUGGUUCCUCUAGACUACAACAGCAACCCCAAUGUGAAGGUGCCAUAUGAAGUCAUCAGCAGCAUGCCUGAACUAAAGGAUAACCCAUUCCGAGAGAGGAUUGCUCAGGUCUUUUCCCAUGAUGGGGAUGGGAACAUGACCUUGGAUGAUUUUCUGGACAUGUUUUCCGUGAUGAGUGAAAUGGCUCCUAGAGAUCUCAAAGCGUAUUAUGCUUUUAAAAUUUAUGAUUUUAACAACGAUGACUAUAUCUGCCCAUCGGACCUAGAGAAGACAGUGACCAAGCUCACUCGAGGUGAGCUGACUCCUGAGGAAGUUGGCCUUGUGUGUGAGAAGGUGCUUAAUGAAGCUGAUGUGGACAAUGAUGGCAGACUCUCUCUGGAUGACUUUCAAAACAUGAUUCUACACGCCCCAGACUUCCUCAGCACCUUUCACAUCCGAGUCUGAAGUGUAGCUGGCAAGCCUGGCCCAGCCCUACUGUAACUCCAGCAUCUGCCCCCAUUUAUCUGCCCCUAC